Messenger RNA from Drosophila sechellia, 1954 nucleotides. RefSeq lists its product as uncharacterized. The record is from RefSeq and is a predicted model, not a curated record. Bases 502 to 1674 code for a protein of 390 amino acids. The transcript has 6 exons. NCBI's taxonomy places the organism in Eukaryota, Metazoa, Arthropoda, Insecta, Diptera, Drosophilidae.
AUCGAGUAUAAGGCGCCCACAUCCCCCCCUUCCCCUUUCCCACCACAAACCAACCCAAAACUUGACCUUGACUCAUGUGCUCAGACGCCCAUUCCGAACGACUUUAAGCCACUGAAAACACAUAUGUACAUAUGUAUGUAUGUUCGAGAACGAAAAGGUGUUAAUUACGUAUAAGUAAUGUGACAGGAAAAUAGAAAUGGAAAUUGAAAGCCCGAACAACUGCCGGACGCGCCAAAUGUAAAUUGAUAGCCAAAGUGUUUCAAAUACAAUUGCUACAUUCGCUUGGAUAUCUUUCAUAUGUACAAACAAAUACACCCGCACACUUUCGACACGUAAUAUAAUCCCAGCAAGAUCCAUAAAAAUCGCGUUUGGAAAACAGAUGUAAAUUAAAAACUAUUAUUAGAAGUUUUGUGGAUAAAUUCCAGAUAAAUGUGUUGAAAAUAUGUUUCGGAUGUGAUAAAAUUAAAAAGAACAAACCACAAUCAAAACUAACAUGCCAAAAUGGAGCUGAUAAAAAAAUACAAGCAAGGAAAACUAACCACCAGCGAUAUUGGCCAUCUAAAUCAUAUGGUAAUAUGUCUCAUGGUCCUGAUAGCAGUAUUCUCCAUACUAUGGAACAUAUCGCUGAACAUGAUAUCGGGCGAUCUGUACGAGGGAAUAGUCAGUGCCAAACUUAUCUUCCGGGAGCGCAGCGUUGAUAAGAUGGAUGAGUCCAGCAAGGAGAUCCUUCAUCGGGAUUUCAUCAAAGCCACCCAGUAUGUCUAUGGAAGGCAGUAUUCCGUGCAGGAUGUCACACCUGAAUCGCUGAAGAGCGAGAGCCAAAUCUAUAAGUUACCGCAUAUCUACGAAUCUAUCGAGAAUCGACCGAAAUUGGAGCGUCUCAUUGCGGAAAAGAAAGAGGAGGUUAUUUCUACCACGACGACUCCUCCACCGAAGAUCACUUUCAAUGCUGAGGCGGAUCGACACUUUUUGAGCACAAUGUCCAUCGAUGUUAUGGCCACUCUCUGGGAAAGAGGACCGGGAGCUCAGUUUGUCUACGUAUUUCCCCUCAUAUCAGAGAUCGUGGCCAUUAUCUGGACAGCCAUGUGUUUGAUUUACCAGACAGGCAGCAAAAAGAGCUCAGUUCUGCCGAAGCCGUGGCGCAUUGUGGUGCCCUCCAUCGUAAUCUUCUCGGUGAUGAGUUUGGGCAGUGUAAUCUACACGAUCCUGACCCAUGGUCACCUUAAGCGCCUGUGUGGCCAACUGAGGGAGAAUCUCACAGAUCCUACUGCCAUCACCUGCGGCGAUGCCAUCGCCCUGUUGCGUCCCAUCAUCCACGACCACAACGUAUCCCAUGAUACUUAUCUGGAGCUCUUCCGCUGCAGCUACGUGAUCGGCAUGGUACUGUGGAUUGUGGCCCUGCUGGUCAUGGUGCUGCGUUAUGUAUUCGCCGUGGACUUCCAGCUGGUGGACAUUGAUGAUAUGUUCGAUAGCGGACGAAAUGGCUCUGCACAAGUUCAGAUUCAACCGGUGUACACUGAGGUAGUGCAGCAGAGCAGUCCACAGCACCAGACGCAGAUGUGUCCGAGAUCGGAGGAUGACUAUCAGAGUGCCAGGUCGCGAUUGAGCGACCUUGCGGUGCCACUUCUGGAGGUGCAGAGCCAGUCCCAGGUUCCGCCAACGAGCUUGGCCUAAUCCUGCGGCUAGCCAACAGAUCAGCAAUCUCAGGUUUAUUUUUAUACGUUGUGUUAGUGUUUAGUAUAUCUAACGACUAAGGAAUAUUUUAUCAUCUAACCCAAUGUAGGUUAAGUUUUAGGGGACCCUCUAUUCGAGAGUCCUCGAUCAAUCGAUAUUUCAUUGAUAGUCUUCACUAUCCUAGCUUAGUGAACUCGUGCCUCGAUAUCAAAUAUCUAAAAUGUGGCUUAAUCAAGGCUAUAGAAUAUACUACAAUACCAUUAUUGUGGCCCGAAUCGAA